UCUCUCAGUCUCUCAGUCUCUCAGUCUCAGUCUUUUUUUUUGCCAAUCAUGCUCGGUCGUUCCGUUGUCUUUCUGACGCGUCGCUCGAUGGCGUUGCUGUCAUCAUCGUCAUCGUCAUCAGCAUCAUCAGCAUCGUCGUCGGUGACUGCUGCUUCCAUUGCGUCCCGUCGCGGUCUCUCGACGACCGCUUCCACCUCUGCCUCCUCCGCUGCCGCCGCUGCCGCCGCUGCCGCUGCCGCUGCUUCCAAGGCAGAUGCGCCCAAGAUCACAACGCACUACACCAUCCACCCGCGCGAGUCGGAUCCUCGCUGGAAGGAUAUUGACAUGACGCGCGAGGCGGACGAGGCCGAUGUGGUCAUUGUUGGUGGCGGCCCGGCUGGCUUGUCUGCUGCCAUCCGCCUCAAGCAGCUUGCCGAGGCGAACGGCCAAGAGAUUCGCGUUUGCGUGGUGGAGAAGGCCACAGAGAUUGGCGCACAUACUCUGUCGGGUGCCGUGCUGGAGCCCCGCGCUCUUGAUGAGCUCUUCCCCAAGUGGCGUGAGCAUGAGAACAAGUUCAAGACCACCGAAAUCAAGCACGACGAAAUGUACUUCCUGACCAACAGCGGCAAAAUCCCGCUCCCUGUGUUGCCGUACUUCCCAAUGAACAACCACGGCAACUACAUUGUCCGUCUGGGUCACUUUGUCAAGUGGCUCGGAGAGCGUGCCGAGGAGCUUGGCGUUGAAAUCUACACUGGCUCCCCUGCGAGCGAGAUUCUCUUUGCCGAGGACAACAGCGUCAAGGGUAUUGCUACGGGCGACAUGGGCGUUGCCAAAGACGGCUCCCCGAAGGACGGAUUUCAACGUGGCCUCGAGCUUCACGCCAAAGUCACCUUGUUCGCCGAGGGCUGCCACGGUCACUUGACCAAGCAGCUGAUCAACAAGUACGACCUCCGAAAAGGCCGCAGCUUCCAGACUUAUGGCAUUGGCAUUAAGGAGCUCUGGGAGAUUGAUCCAGCCAAGCACAAGCCCGGUACCGUCAUCCACACGUGCGGCUGGCCGAUGGACCACUCGACGUACGGUGGCUCCUUCCUGUACCAUCUCGACGACGGCCCACUGGUUGCUGCCGGAUACGUCAUUGGUCUGGACUACACAAACCCUUACAUGAGCCCGUACCGCGAGUUCCAGCGCUGGAAGCACCACCCUGCCAUUGUCGACACCUUCGUCGGUGGCAACCGCAUUGGCUAUGGCGCGCGUGCCCUGAACGAAGGCGGCUGGCAGUCCAUUCCGCAACUCGCCGUCCCCGGUGCGGCUCUCCUCGGCUGCUCGGCUGGCCUGCUGAACGUGCCAAAGAUCAAGGGCACCCACAACGCGAUGAAGAGCGGCAUGAUUGCCGCUGAGCACAUUGCCGAGCAGCUCAAGGACACCUCCAAGACCAGGCUGCAUCUGGACAAGUACGAGGAUGCCGUCAAGAGCUCGUGGGUUGGCAAGGAGCUCGAUGCCGUCCGCAACGUGCGCCCGUCGUUCAACACACCGUUCAAGUUCAUCGGUGGCGUGCUGUACAGUGCCUUCACCUUUACCACCGGUGGCAAGGAGCCCUGGACCUUCCAGCACCAGCACCGUGACAACGAGUCGCUCAAGCCUGCCGCUGAGAGCGAGGAGAUUGUUUACCCCAAGCCCGACGGCAAGAUUUCGUUCGAUUUGCUCACCUCUGUCGCGCUGUCUGGCACCAACCACGAGGGCGACCAGCCUGCCCACUUGACCCUCAAGAACGACGCCAUUCCCCAAGACGUCAACCUUGCCGUGUACGCCGGACCCGAAUCUCGCUUCUGCCCCGCGGGCGUCUACGAGUUUGUGACUGACGAGAGCAACAAGCAAAAGCUCCAAAUCAACGCGCAAAACUGUGUCCACUGCAAGACGUGCGACAUUAAGGAUCCCACCCAAAACAUCAACUGGGUCGUGCCCGAGCCUGGCGGCGGUCCUGCCUACAACGGCCUUUGAGCGUUGCUUUUUUGGUUUUUGUUUUCUUCGCUGCCUUUUUUUGAAUGUUUGACACCAUAAAAUGGCCAUUUCCCCUCCCCCCCGC
Molecule: messenger RNA, 2062 nt
Organism: Capsaspora owczarzaki ATCC 30864
Lineage: Eukaryota; Filasterea; Ministeriida; Capsasporidae
Product: electron transfer flavoprotein-ubiquinone oxidoreductase
Exons: 6
Coding region: 49-1977 (642 amino acids)
Biological process (GO): electron transport chain
Cellular component (GO): mitochondrial inner membrane
Molecular function (GO): iron-sulfur cluster binding; electron-transferring-flavoprotein dehydrogenase activity
Source: RefSeq, a predicted model, not a curated record